This is a messenger RNA of Coffea arabica (coffee), 1939 nucleotides long. RefSeq lists its product as uncharacterized. Lineage: Eukaryota; Viridiplantae; Streptophyta; Magnoliopsida; Gentianales; Rubiaceae. Gene Ontology annotation, molecular function: double-stranded DNA binding. The record is from RefSeq and is a predicted model, not a curated record. Gene Ontology annotation, biological process: regulation of DNA-templated transcription.
AUAUUCGUUGUGCUCAAACUCACGGUUUCUGUGUAGUAACUAGUUAGGGUUUAUCGAGGAGGGAGGACCUUUUAGGGGAGGAAAUGGAUUCAACCUACUGCGGAAUCGGUUCAAGUAAAGGUAGGUAACUCGAAACUUCCAUCAACUCCAUUAUGUUUAAGUUCGUAGGCAAAAGCAGCAAAAUUCUUGCUUAUGAGAAAUAUUGUAGUGGUAUUAGAAUUUCAACUACUCAGAAGUUCCAUUUUAUACAACUCAACCCAUUAUCAUCCUCAUCUACACAAGCUAGUAAAAAUUCCAUCUUGAAUGGUAAAAUUGACGUCCCACAUUCAUUUACUGUCGAUUACCUUAUAAAAUUAUGUGGGCUUUCUGAAAAAACAGCAAUUUCAGCUGCCAAGAAUGUGAAUUUUAAAACCCCAGAUAAACCAAAUUCGGUUCUUGCAGUGUUUAAAAAGUGCGGUUUUACUGAUGCUCAAGUCUCAGAUAUCAUCUCAAGCUAUCCCAGUGUCCUUGUUUGCCGUCCCCAAAAGACCCUUUUGCCUAAGAUCGAAUUUUUUCAAUCUGUGGGGUUCUCAACUGCUGACAUCGCCAAGGUGCUAAGCUCCGGAGGAAGUUUACUAACUAGAAGUUUGGAAACCCAAAUUGUUCCAUCACUUAAUGCCCUUCGAGAUUUGUUUACCUCUUACCAAGAUUUGGUAUGCCCGAUAAAGAGGUGUCCAGGUAUUCUCACAAGACGUUUUCAGAGUUUGAUGUUAGCCAACAUUGAGUUUUUGCGCAAGGUAGGAGUUCCUGAACCCAAUAUCCUAAAUUUGCUGAAAAGUCAGCCAAGGUUAUUAGUGAGACCUUCUGAUGUACUGAAAGAAUCUGUGGAGGAGUUGGAGAAAAUGGGGCUUAAUCCUCAGGAUGGAUGUUUUGCAAGAUGUUUAUGGAGAAUGGCAUCAAUUGAUAAAAAACCUUGGAGGGAAAAGAUGGCACUGUAUGAGAGAUGGGGUUGUUCUGAGAAUGAGGUUCUAAUUGCUUUUAAGAAGCACGCAAGCAUCAUGGCCAUAUCAAGCGGUAAAAUCAUGGAUGUUAUGGAUUUUUUGGUCCUCAAAAUGGGUUAUGACCCUUCUGCUAUACUGAAAGCACCAUUCAUAGUUACUCUGAGUUUGAAGAAAACUAUUAUUCCUAGGUGUUUGGUUCACCAAGCUCUUUUGAGUAAAGGUUUGUUGAAGAAGAAUGUUAGGCUGUCAACUUUACUGUCAUAUCCGGAGAAGAUCUUCCUUAAGAGGUUUGUGGAAUGCUUCGAGAAGGAAGCUGCUGAGCUCCUAAAAGUGUAUCAGGAAAAGCGUAAAGAGAGGGCGACUCUGGAAGGGCAGAGGACCAAGGAGGAGUUAUGAAGUUGAAGCGCAGAAUUUAGCUUUCCCUGCUAAGCAGUUGAGGAGAUCAUCAAUUCUUUCACAGCCGUGUUAAAAUGUUUCUGUACCAACUUAAAAAAGGGAAAUACAGAGUGAAGAAAGGCAAAGCAAAUUGUAAUUUUGGACUUGGCUCCGGCAAAAUAGACACUGUCUGAAGGGUUUCCCGACAUCUAUUGAUGAUCAACUCAACUGUAGGUGUGGUGGGCCAAUUCCGCAGCGUCAUGCAACAUAAGGGUUUGUUUGGAUACUAAAAUUAUUCCAAAUAAUAUUUCGCUUGCAUUAUAAACACAGUUUUCAACUCACUUUUUUACAUUUUCAACCAUCUUUUUAUUUCACAUACAUCACAUCAUAAAAAGUGCUACAGUAAUUAUUCCAAAUAAUAUCCUAUCCAAAUAAUAGUGUGUGAAUUUACAGAAAUGGUCCUUACUCCUUAGCAUUAAAUUUUGAAGUUAUGUUUCAUGGUUCAACCAACUUCCACACAACAUUUUGUAAGUGUGUUUGAAUCUGAGUUUUGCUAUUCAAUCGGAAUUCCGCAUUUUGACUUC